UAUUCUAUAUUUAUUGUCUUAACAAUAUUGACUUUAUGUGAUUUUUAUGUACAUUUUACUGACAAAUUUAUCUCAUAAGACGACUAUUGGAAUAUCAAAUUACCCCAGUGUUUUUGUGGAAACGAUGUUUAGUUUACAGUGGGGUAAUUGUAACAGCAGAUAUGAAGGUCACCCGCUGCGGUUCUCAGGCGGUCCAGCCGGUGUCGCUGUUUCAGACGCAACAAAGUUUCAGGCCACUAUCAUGUAACGCCAUACCCAUGGUGGCGAAAUAAACAUACAGUUUGAAAGGGCGCAGCGUGAGUCAAUGUGAAUGCAAUGCUGCUGCUUCAUCUCGUCUCUGUACUUACGACGCUGCUGUGUGUCGGCGAGAGUUACACGAUCCGGAGCGCGGUGUCGUGGGCUGUCGCCGGUGAUGCGGCGGAGGAGGAAGAGCUGGACACGCACUCCGACGAGGCGCCCGCUGUGCUCGUCGAUAAUAUCGGGAUCUGGAAACCAGCCUAUCCGUCCUCUGUGUACCGGGACGCUUCAGAGAAGAAACCCGAGCAGAUAUCGAAAAGCGAGGACGUGUCCUCCGCGUCCCGUGUGUUUUCGUACCGGAUGGAGGAGGUGAAGGUGCCGUCUAGCGUCGCUGCGCCUCCGCCGCACGAGGAGACUGCGAAAGUAGCGCGAUACAUGGCGCACUACAGCGACUGGGGUCACCUGGCUACCAUCUCCACACAGGAGCAGAUUAAAGGACUUCCUUUUGGAAACGUUUUCUCUGUAAGCGACGGUCCAGCUGACAACAGCACUGGCGUUCCUUAUUUUUAUGUGACACCGAUGGACAACACUGUAAUGGAUCUUCGCAGCUUCCCUUUUGCCUCCUUAACGUUUUCUGAGGCAGAGGGAGAUUUCUGCAGGAAGCAGGUUUAUGACCCUGAGGACCCCAGGUGUGCUAGACUCACUUUGACUGGUAAAAUGGUGGAGGUGGGACCAGAAGAGCUUGACUUUGCCAAAGAAGCCAUGUUCUCCAGGCAUCCUGUCAUGAAGAAGUGGCCCCCUGGACAUAAUUGGUUUUUCAUGAAGCUGGUUUUGCAGCAGGUUUGGCUGCAGGACUGGGUUGGAGGAGUCUCUGUUAUACCACUUGAGGAGUAUUUCAAAGCGACGCCUUUCUGAGAAAAAAGAGCAACAUCCUAUAGUGAAAACGGUACAAGCAGAAUUGACCUGAUUGUGUACAGAAGGUGGUUAUGUUUUUGUUACAAACUACUUUCAACUAGUGUUUUUUUUUUUCUGGCCAUGAUGCCGGUUCAGUGCCUCUGAACAUAUUCCUAAGGAUUUAUUGAAUGUAGAAAUUAUGUUAAAGGAAGCAUAACAUUAUCUAUAAAACAAUUUCACAGUUACUUAAGGUUGGAGAUCUUUAUCACAUGUAGACACUGCAUUGAAAGGAAAGCUAUUCAUUCAUUAUAAAUAAACAAAUCACUCAUGCUAAAUAAAUCUACCACAGGCCUUCAUACUUUAGUACACAAAGAAAUGGUAUAUAUUAAAUAGUUGUAGACUUCUUGCCUGUUUUCUCUGAAACCCACUUUACUGUAUUGAAGGUCUGACAUUUCAUUAACAGCUGAAAUGUGUGUGCAAAAGAGAGUUUUUCAUUGGUAUUUAUGGCAUCUAAUGCUUUUCAAGUUCAGUUUCAGGUCUGCAUUUAUACUUCUCAAGGACAGCGACUUACGGUACAGUACAUGACAUCAUAUGUUACACUACCUUACGCAAUUACAAUGUAAUUGACACCUUAAUGAAAUAUCUCCAAUAUCUGUUUGUGCCUUGCAUUACCUCUUCACAAUGGUAUACAUGUGCUGCGCAAUUAAAAUAAAAAUAUAAAAAAUACAUAUUGUGUGGCA
This is a messenger RNA of Sinocyclocheilus rhinocerous, 1871 nucleotides long. RefSeq names its product protein CREG2-like. Lineage: Eukaryota; Metazoa; Chordata; Actinopteri; Cypriniformes; Cyprinidae. The coding region runs from base 316 to 1152 and encodes 278 amino acids. The record is from RefSeq and is a predicted model, not a curated record. The transcript is spliced from 4 exons.